This is a messenger RNA of Penicillium odoratum, 2643 nucleotides long. RefSeq names its product dynamin-like GTPase SEY1 (gene sey1). Gene Ontology annotation, cellular component: endoplasmic reticulum. Gene Ontology annotation, biological process: endoplasmic reticulum membrane fusion. The coding region runs from base 1 to 2643 and encodes 880 amino acids. The transcript has 4 exons. The record is from RefSeq and is a predicted model, not a curated record. Lineage: Eukaryota; Fungi; Ascomycota; Eurotiomycetes; Eurotiales; Aspergillaceae. Gene Ontology annotation, molecular function: GTPase activity; GTP binding.
AUGACUGAACGCCCAUCGGGACUGGGCAGAACUCCAACUGCGCCUCCUAUAAUGGCUAAUGGUCAUUUCGCCACGAUCGGUAACAAUGCGGACGCCGCCGAUGCUUACGAGCAUGGCGUGCAGGUCAUCGAUGGAGAUAAGGAGUUCAACCCGAACCUAGCCAAGUACCUAUCCCUCGAAAAUGUCACCCCGGCCGGCUUCAAUUACCACCUCGUCUCCGUGUUUGGUUCGCAGUCCACCGGCAAGUCCACCCUGCUGAACAACCUCUUCGGCACCCAGUUCUCGGUUAUGUCUGAGCUGGAGCGCAGACAGACUACCAAGGGUAUCUGGCUGUCGAAGAAUAAGAAGCAAGAGGAAAGCGCCGCUGCCGAUGGGUCGCGCAUGGCAGACAAUAUUUUGGUGAUGGAUGUCGAGGGAACCGAUGGUCGCGAACGAGGGGAGGACCAGGACUUUGAGCGCAAGAGUGCUCUUUUUGCGCUUGCGACAAGUGAGGUCCUCAUUGUCAACAUCUGGGAGCACCAGGUGGGGCUGUACCAGGGAGCCAACAUGGGUCUCCUGAAGACCGUCUUCGAGGUGAACCUGCAACUCUUCCUCAAGGACAGGAGUACUACGCACCGAUCCCUCCUUUUCUUUGUUAUUCGCGACUUCAUCGGCACCACCCCGCUCAAGAACCUCCAGAAAACAUUAUUAGAAGACCUGUCCCGUCUCUGGGAUACGAUCUCAAAACCAGCUGGCUUGGAGAAGUCCACGAUCCACGACUACUUCGAUUUCCAGUUCUACGGACUUCCGCACAAGGGUUACCAGCCAGAUCAAUUUGUGGCGGAGAUCAAGAAGCUUGGCCUGCGGUUCCGUGAGGGCUUCCGAGACCCUAAACGAGAUGCGCUUAGAGGCGAGUUCUCAGAGGAAGGUGUCUUUUUGCCUGAAUACCACCGGCGCAUCCCGGCUGAUGGGUUCUCGCAUUACGCUGAGGGCAUCUGGGACCAGAUUGUCAACAACAAAGACUUGGAUCUUCCCACACAACAAGAACUGCUCGCCCAGUUCCGUUGUGAUGAAAUCUUGCGCGAAGUGAUGUUUGGAUUCGAUGAGGCUAUCACUGCGUUUGAGGACAAGCAGGCUGAGGCUAUUCGUUUGGGAGCUCCAGAAGUGCUCGGUGGAUUGGGUGCAGCCAUGCGGGCAGCUCGCUCCAAGACCCUCAAGGGCUUUGAGACCGAAGCCAGUCGGUACCACAAGGGUGUUUAUCAGCGCAAAAAGGCUGAGCUUGAGGGCAAGGUCGAUACCCGGUUGAAGGCUCUUUUCCACGGCCAGCUCUCGGCUGCACACAAGUCUGGUAUCCAGGAAUUUAGCGAUACCGUCACCGAAUCUGUCAAGUCUGGCCAGAAGAAGGGCGGCAACUAUGAUUUCGCUGAGAUUGUGAACAAGGAGACCAAGAUUUCGUUAGAGAAGUUCCAGGAGGUGGCUAAAUCUACCGUGGUGGAAGGUACAUCGUGGAGCAAUUACAAGCAAGAGCUGAAGCUGUACGAGAAGGAGCUGUCCGAGGCCAGUGCUCGUCUGCGGCGGGAUGAGAUGAGACGCCUUGCGAGCCGUGUCGAGCGUUGGGUGCAAUCUCGUCUGGGUGAAUCCGUCGGACUUGAAUUUAACAACCUUGGCUCCGGCCGUGCCGGCAGUGGUGCCCCGGAAAAUGGAGAAAAGCCCACCGAGAAGGAGUUUUGGGAUCGGGUGUGGAAUGUGUUUGUUGAAACCGUUCUUGACGCGGAACGCAGAUUCACGGACCGGGCUAGCAGCUUUGAUGCCAGCCUUGAAGAGGUCGAUGUUGGACUGUGGCGCUUGCGUCGUAAAUCAUGGGGUGUUCUGCGUGCUAAGAUUGACGAGGAGAUGACCGAAGGUAACUUGCUGCUGAAGCUGCGUGAAAACUUUGAAGACAAGUUCCGGUAUGACGAUGAGGGCGUACCGCGCAUUUGGCGCCCGACGGAUGACAUUGAGGGCGUCUACACUCGUGCUCGCGAGUCAACCUUGACAUUGAUUCCCCUUCUGUCUCGCUUCCGUCUUGUCGAAACCUCUGCCCCACCGCCACUUGACCGGUGGAUUGGACACACUCCUUCCUCGGCGACCCCUGCGGACGAGGAGGACUUGGCCCCCAUUGGAGGAGUGGAUGAGGAUGAAGGCAAGAGCCUAGAGGAGGAAAUGACAAUUCUCGGCGACGCUAAACGCCAAGAGCUCACUGUGCGCUUCAAGAAGACGGCCGACGGCGUGUACGUCGAGGCCAAGCGAAGUGCCAUCGGUGGCAUGACCCAGGUGCCACUCUACUUCUACGGCCUGCUGAUCGCCUUAGGAUGGAACGAAAUCGUCGCGGUCCUUCGCAACCCGGCCUACUUCUUGCUGCUGGCCGUAUGUGCCGUCGGUGCCUACAUUACUUACCAGCUUAACCUGUGGGGACCUAUUCUGAAGAUGACCGAGGCAGCAUCGCAGCAGGCCCUUGUGGAGGGUAAACGUCGUCUACGCGACUUCCUUGAGUCAUCUGAUACUGGUCGACAGGCUAUGGCGAUGUCAGCUGAGCGCACAGGUUCAAGCCGCAGGGAAGAGUAUGAGAUGUCAGACAUGCAAAAGCCUGGCUCUAAGGCCAGCGAUGACCUGGACGACCUGUAA